UAGAUGUAGUCAAGUAGUCAACCCAACCACACCUUUAGCUUUUUCUUUCCUGAAAAGAUCCAAAUUGAUUCAUUGUUUAGCGUCAGAUUCAUUGAUCUUAAUCACCUGAUCAGAAAGGGAAAAAUAUCUAAUCAAAGAGAAUGGUUUCCUCAAUGAGAAAUGUAAUGGGAAAUGCUCUAAGAUUCUUGUAUGGCCAAUGCUUCCAGCCUUCCGCCGCCGAUGAUUCUCUCGGCCACCACGGCGUCACCACCGACAACCUUGGCGUUUCAGCCUUAGCCCACGAUCUCUACAACUUUGAAAUUACCUCCCAGGUUCCUCAACGACUCAGUCAGCAUGUUGUCUCAACCAAGAAAACUCAGGCUAACUGGUAUAAGAAACUUGCUAAUGCAUGGAGAAAAUCAAAACCGCCGCCAAAAACACCGGAAGAAGCUUCAAGGCUAGUAAUUCAGACCUUGAAGAAACUUCAGAAGGCUGAUGUUGAGGGAUUAUUGGCCUUUUAUGGCCUUCCACUACCUCAGACCCUGGUUGAGCUUUCUCAUGGCGCUCCUCAGUCGGAUCCGGCAGGACUCAAGUUUGAAUUGCACACCAUCGCGGUGGAUGCAAAAGCUGUGGCAGAUGGAGAUACCAUAACGGUAUAUGUUAACACUUCUGAUCCUAGGGAGUUGUCAAAUAUUCCUAGAAAAGUGCAAGCUGCUGUUGUUCAACGAUCUGAAGCUCGCGCCCAGCGAAAUUAUGAAAGGGCAGAUGAACUGCACCAACAAAUUAUUGAUUCAGGAUAUAGGGUCAUACCAGUUCAAAAUGAACAGAUUCUUGCACGAAAAUAUCGAAUAAGAUUAAGGGGAAUCGAUGCACCAGAGGGCGAAAUGCCAUAUGGACAAGAAGCAAAGGAAGAACUGACUAAAAUUGUUGAUAACAAGUGUUUAAGAGUUCUGGUUUUUGAUGAAGAUCGUUAUGGUCGCUCUGUGGGAGACAUAUAUUGCAAUGGCAUAUUUGUACAGGAAGUGAUGCUUAAAAAGGGGUUAGCAUGGCAUUAUAAAGCCUAUGACAAGCGUCCGGAAUUAGAUAAGUGGGAAAGGGAGGCAAGAGCAAAGCAAGUUGGGCUAUGGGCAGCGCCCAACCCAGAAAUGCCAUGGGAAUGGAGGAAGGACAGGCGUGAAGGCAGAUGAUCUUGAGUAGAUUUUGCCAAAUUCAGGGCAAACCUUGCGGGAUUGAUUCUGAUGUACUCAGCUGUUGUAACUUUUUCAAUUUAAGGAUUAUAAUGUAGUAAUCUUGGCAAUCUAGUGGUUGAUAGACCAAAUGUACGUAAAGAACUUGUUUGAAUGAAGGUCUAACUCUGGUUUUUUACUUUGCUAA
Olea europaea var. sylvestris is the source of this 1353-nucleotide messenger RNA. Its product is annotated as staphylococcal-like nuclease CAN2. The transcript has 9 exons. Gene Ontology annotation, molecular function: nuclease activity; nucleic acid binding. NCBI's taxonomy places the organism in Eukaryota, Viridiplantae, Streptophyta, Magnoliopsida, Lamiales, Oleaceae. The record is from RefSeq and is a predicted model, not a curated record. Gene Ontology annotation, cellular component: cytoplasm. The coding region runs from base 141 to 1166 and encodes 341 amino acids.